This is a messenger RNA of Cucumis sativus (cucumber), 1479 nucleotides long. Its product is annotated as NAD-dependent malic enzyme 59 kDa isoform, mitochondrial-like. Gene Ontology annotation, biological process: pyruvate metabolic process; malate metabolic process. The transcript is spliced from 8 exons. The record is from RefSeq and is a predicted model, not a curated record. Lineage: Eukaryota; Viridiplantae; Streptophyta; Magnoliopsida; Cucurbitales; Cucurbitaceae. Gene Ontology annotation, molecular function: NAD binding; malate dehydrogenase (decarboxylating) (NAD+) activity. Gene Ontology annotation, cellular component: mitochondrion. Bases 730 to 1314 code for a protein of 194 amino acids.
AAAGAGAUAGUUGCAAAUGUAAAACGUAAAAAAACGAGACAAUUAAGAGCUAAAAAAAACAAACAACAUAUGCAUUAUACAUCAGAAAAAUCCCAUUCAGAUUGUUUUAUCUUCUCAUGUUGGGCUACUUCCAAGCAAUGUUUUAAGUGAAGGGUGGAUAAUAGCUCACUUGUUUAGUCUAACCUUGGGGGAUUUCAAAUUUUGUCCAAAUUUCAAAAUUUUUCAAAAGUUUUUCAUUACAAUAAUGAGCAUCAUAGCUUCUUAGAUCUUGCAUAAAAGGCAUGACUGUCAACCCUUGAGCACUAAGCUCGGGUUUGUGACGUGAGAUUCUGAAUUUUGAUGAGUAUAUGUACUGAAAUUUGAGAAUAAGCUUAUGUCCUUUUUGUGUUUGCUAAGUUUCAACUAAUACUCUCAGUAUUUAUCUUUGUGCUUAUGUGAUAGAUUUGUUAUGCACUGUAGUGAUGUGGGGUGUUUCCUUAUUUUCUGCAUCUUAAAUACCUUAUUUUUUUGCAUCUUAAUUGGUACUGAAAUUUUGUUUGUUUCAGUGGAAGAGGCACUAUCAGCAUUGACAUGUACAUGUGAUUUUAAGCAAGAACCAGGAGAGUGAGAGUUUUAGUGUGCCGUAUUUAGAAUUUGCCGAUAUCUUUUUCCCGUUUCAGCAAGUAUUCCUGAUAGUGGGGAUUCUUCGAGUAAUGCUAGAUAUUGGUUCUAACAACGAGAAGUUACUUAAUGAUCCUCUUUGAUUUAUUGGAGUUGAGGAGUCCCACAAUCUUUAUGUUCUGUUUGUUUCUCCAUCACUUUUUCAAGGCUGUUCAAUUGGAGUUCCAUCUUCAGGUUGACAUGAUUGUCUUGACAGAUGGAAGUCGUAUUCUUGGCCUCGGUGACCUUGGAGUUCAGGGAAUAGGAAUACCUAGAUUGGAGGGAGAAGAGUAUCUAUCAAUUGUUGAUGAUUUUAUGGAAGCCGUGCAUACAUGUUGGCCUAAAGCUAUUGUUCAGUUUGAGGAUUUUCAAAUGAAAUGGCCUUUUGAAACAUUACAACGUUAUCGUAAGAGGUUCUGCAUGUUCAACGAUGACAUACAAUUACUUUAUCGAAAACAAAGAAGAAAAGGAAGGGACCACAAGAAAUCAAUGGUGGAAUCGAUCAGGCAGGGUGUGGAAAAUUACAACUCAGUUUUUGUUUUCACUGUUGAGAACAUGAGAAACCUCAAGUUCAAGGAACUCAGGGAGCAGCUGAAGUCAGCUAGCAGCAAGGAGCAGCUGGCAAACAAAUUUCUUUAUGCCAUAAAUGCGGAUGCUGGUUUUGAUCUAAGCUAAUGGAUGUUGUUGUUUUACCCUUCUUCUUGUUGAUAUACCUUUCGUAACAUCCUUUCAUCCCUAAUCUCAUCCUCGACCACAACCACUGCUUUGACCACGAUCGUCUCUCCGAAGAUUUGUGAGGUAUGUUCUUGGAUUGGUUUGACAUUCUACUUUUCUCCCAUU